AUGGAGAGCCCUGAGUUAAACUACGCGUUGGCCAAUAUAGCGUUUCAGCGCAAGCGCGGUGAGGAGCCCGAGGUGGAGGAAGGCCCGGGGCCGGGCCGGAGAGGCAGCUGGCUGCCUGUCAAGCUCUAUGGCUAUUGCUACCAGGACAGUAAUGACAUCCCAGACACACUGACGACCAUCACUGAGCUGGGCUCGCCCUUGGAGAUGAUUCAGCUCCUGCAGGCUUCGUGGGAAGACAGAUUUCGAAUAUGUCUCAGCUUAGUUCGGCUCUUACAUUAUUUGGCUCACUCUCCUCUUGGCUCUGUGACGUUACUGGACUUUCGUCCUCGACAGUUUGUGAUUGUAGAUGGGGAAUUGAAAGUGACAGAUCUGGACGAUGCCAGUAUUGAGGAAAGUCCUUGUACCAGUAACAGUGACUGUUUUAUGGAAUUCCCAGCAAGAAAUUUCACUCUUCCUUGUUCUGUGGAGGGACGAUGUCAAAACAUGAAUGAAAAGAGGAAUCUCUACAAUGCCUACAG
This is a messenger RNA of Tinamus guttatus (white-throated tinamou), 518 nucleotides long. NCBI's taxonomy places the organism in Eukaryota, Metazoa, Chordata, Aves, Tinamiformes, Tinamidae. The record is from RefSeq and is a predicted model, not a curated record.